This is a messenger RNA of Morchella sextelata, 234 nucleotides long. RefSeq lists its product as uncharacterized. The transcript is spliced from 4 exons. The coding region runs from base 1 to 234 and encodes 77 amino acids. Lineage: Eukaryota; Fungi; Ascomycota; Pezizomycetes; Pezizales; Morchellaceae. The record is from RefSeq and is a predicted model, not a curated record.
AUGUCGCCUGUUUCUGGGAGCAAAAUACUUGCUGUGGCUCCUUGGUUCGAGGCCUGUUUUUUUUUUAAAACACUGCUCGGUUUGGAUAGAUCGGUGUGGAAUGUUGGUAUACUGGCUGGCUGUGAGAUAUUUUGGCCAUAUAUUGGUCGUUGUAGUUUUUCUAGAUAUAUGCCGGUGUCUAAAGAACCAACGCAUGAUUUGGAAUAUACGAGAUUGAUCGGGAUAUCGAGCUAG